Messenger RNA from Penicillium cataractarum, 1647 nucleotides. RefSeq lists its product as uncharacterized. The transcript is spliced from 3 exons. The record is from RefSeq and is a predicted model, not a curated record. Lineage: Eukaryota; Fungi; Ascomycota; Eurotiomycetes; Eurotiales; Aspergillaceae. The coding region runs from base 1 to 1647 and encodes 548 amino acids.
AUGCGUGUAAAUGCCAAUUGGUCUCGAAUCGCCAGUCUUGGCCUGCUAGGUGCCAGCCUGGUGCACUCUGCCGAGCUGAGCAAGCAAUCCAAGACACUCUUUGACCAGUCAAUGACGCUGAUGGACGAUAUCUAUGAUUCCGAUGCUGGUUAUUUGAAUUAUUUUUAUUAUCCCCUGGCUGCGGAUUCACACGAGACCCGAUCGAGCGUUUGGUAUUCCGUUGGACUGCUCCAACGUAACCAGGGCAGUGAUCGCGAUGAAGCAAUUAAGAUCAUCAAGAAUGUGAUUGGUGAUCAAGAGAAGAACCAGUCCGUGCUGUGGUACGGUGAUUAUACCAAGUAUCCCGAGCAGCCAACGGUUGCAAGUCCUGCAUAUGCCCCAGUGAUCUAUAACUCAUGGGAUCCCAACUGGCGAGGCUUCAUCGGCACCGCAUUAAUUCUCAUUUACGAGGAGUUCGGCAAUCUUUUACCCGCAGACGUGAAAGAUCUUGUCAUGGAGAGUCUCUACAACAACACCAUCGGCGAUAGCUAUCGCGUCGGCGGCGUCGAUGACGAUAACCUCUACCCAGCUUAUUCGAAUGCCUGGCUGAUGCGCACAGUGGCCACCUCCUGGACUGGCCACCAUCUGAAGAAUGCCAACAUGACAUCUGCGGGAGACACCGAUGCCCAGAAAUUCCUCGACCUCUUCGAUCGCAAUGGCACCUUGUCCGAAUUCAACGGUCCCACCUAUGCAGGUGUCUCGCUCUACGCGCUGACCAUUGCCGCGAAGUACCUUUCCUCGACUACAUCCGUUAUCGGACGUAAUGCCGAGCGAGUCAUCCAGGAAAUCUGGGGCUACGAAUCGCAACUCUGGAAUCCGAAUAUGAGAAACUUUGCCGGGCCCUGGGACCGAUCGUACGGUUACGAUAUGAAUAAAUACGUCGCUAUCAUGUCGAUCUGGAUUUGGUCCCUGGUCGGCAAAGAGCAUGUCUGGCAAUCCAAGUCUCCAAUUUGGACCAUGACUCACGCAGAUGACUUUGAGAUUGCGCCUAUCGUCGCUGUCUUGUCGAACUUCCAUAAGAAGCUUAUCCCGCAAUCUGCACUCAACAGAUUGACUGCUUUCUCUGGCGAGCAUACCUACCACGGACACACUUAUGCUCCACCGGCAGACUAUGAGCCGCGGAAUAUCACUACUUGGCUGUCAUCUAAUCUGACUAUCGGCACAGACUCGUUCAACCAGAGCAAUGUCGGUGGCUUUUCAAAGGACUCUUCUUCUUUCUCGCCCUCGGUCGUGCAGUGGAUUCGUCCCGGUGGCUCUAUCGGAUACUUUAAUCUGUAUCCGACCCAGACUGCCUUGCAGGCGGAGGUCAGCCCGUACGCUCUUAACCUGACUUAUCCUCUGGGUAACUCCACGAGCACUUUUACAUUCGUUCUGGCUGCCAACCCGCUGGGCUCGAAGCGGGAUAUUUCCGGAUUCAAAGAUGUCGAUGGUCUUCAGAUUGAGGUCGUUGGUGGAACGGUUAACCCAGUUCCUGAGAUUUCUUUCUGCGGACUUCUUGGUGGGACUUGCGAUAUUAUUCAUAACUUUGAGUUCUGGAAUGUCACUUUCUCGAUGGAUGAGAAUAGCUCUGAUAUCCCCAGUGUUCAGUUCAAGUUUACUCUCCCUUAG